Messenger RNA from Branchiostoma belcheri (Belcher's lancelet), 12920 nucleotides. RefSeq names its product helicase domino-like. Gene Ontology annotation, cellular component: Swr1 complex. The coding region runs from base 193 to 11517 and encodes 3774 amino acids. The record is from RefSeq and is a predicted model, not a curated record. NCBI's taxonomy places the organism in Eukaryota, Metazoa, Chordata, Leptocardii, Amphioxiformes, Branchiostomatidae. Gene Ontology annotation, molecular function: ATP hydrolysis activity; ATP binding; ATP-dependent chromatin remodeler activity. The transcript is spliced from 58 exons.
AACUUCUCAUAGGUCAAAGGUGAAACUUGUACAUGGAGGUAAAGAAUCUUUCUUUGGAGUCCACGUCUAGCGGAAAAAUAGACGUUAAGCAGAGACAACAUCAACAACAACAACAACAAGUUGUUGACAAUGGCAGACGUUGAACAAGGACAGCAGCAACAAAACAGACUAGUUGAAUAGUUCUCAUGCCAAAUGUUAUAUCGUGGACAAGACGCAGAAAUUCCAGACCAGGUAAGUAUGGAAGUUAGAAGAUCGCCAAGAAAGAAAUCGCCCUCGCCCAUCUACAAAAUUCCCAGCGGUUCGAAUUCCAGCGACUCUAGUGAAGAAGAAGCUCACAAAAAAUCAGAUAAAGACUUCAAACCAAGUCGCUCCUUCAAACCAAGUCAUGAAGUUAGAAGAUCACCAAGAAAGAAAUCUCCCUCGCCCUCGCCCAUCUACAACAUUCCCAGCGUUUCUUCCAGCGACUCUAGCGAAGAAGAAGCUGAAGAAAAAGCGGAUAAAGACUUCAAACCAAGUCACUCCUUCAAUCCAAGUCACCCAGAAGUAAGAAGAUCACCAAGAAAGAAAUCCCCCUCGCCUGCACCAGUCUACACGAUUCCCAGCGGUUCUUCCAGCGACUCAAGCGAAGAAGAAGCUCAAGAAAAAGCAGAUAAGGACUUCAAGCCAAGUCACUCCUUCAAACCAAGUCAUGAAGUUAAAAGAUCACCAAGAAAGAAAUCUCCGUCGCCUGUGCCCAUCUACGAGAUUCCCAGCGGUUCUUCCAGCGACUCAAGCGAAGAAGAAGCUCAAGAAAAAGCAGAUAAAGACUUCAAACCAAGUCACCCAGAACCUAGCAGUAGCUGCAGCAGUGCCAGUAGUACUACCCCCAAGAAGAAGAGAAGAAGAAAAGAAAGCCUGGUGGAGGAAACCGCGAGAAGUGAGAGUGAAGACGGGUCCAGAAGUGAGACGGAGUUGCACUUGCAGUCCAACUUGUCAGGAGUACCUAGGAAAAGGAAACAUGCAAAGUCAAAGAGACCCAGUAAUUGCAAGGCCAGAUGGAGACAAGGUUUGCCUGACGUCAUCGUCCGUGAUUAUGACCACUCCAUGGUGAAGGGCUUCCUGAGACAGGUAUCUGCGCUCCAACAGAGGCACUUCAAUGUGGAAUCAUGGGAUGCUGAUGAUGACAUCAGCAGUGAUGACGAUGAUGAUGGUGGUGAUGAUGCUGAUGAUAACAGUCCACUCAGGUUGACGAUGCGGCGGGGAAGUGUGACCGAUGCGUCGGGCCAGCUCCGGCGGGGCAAGUCGCAGGACGUCCCGGGGGGAGGCGACGGGGGUGGCGGCUUCCCCCCAGAUAUGGCUCCCGAGCAACUGCCGCCGCAGUCCCCCUCCUUCCAGCACCAGCAGAGCCCCCUCCAGCAUUACAUGAUGGCUGCCAACAGCCACCCCGGGGCUGUACAGGGGAUGGGGCCGGUGUCCCCCCUGCCCCAGGGGCAGACGACACGCCCCUCUCCCGUGGGUCACAUGCAGGUGCCCAUGAACACGAUGGGGUUGCCCAUGACGACGCUCAGCAUGCCCAUGAGCCGCCCGACAACUUCGCCCUCGUUCCAGAGCCCCGCCACGUCGCCCCUGGUUACGCGGAGGUUCGACCCCGCGGGCUCGCCGGGCUUCCUUCCCGCGUCAAGCCCAUCUCCCACAGGCCUGCCUCCGCAACAGCAACAGCCGUCCCCGUCCAUGGCUAGUCCGAUGCACCUACAACGCGGGAACCCACAGAUGACAACAGCUCAGAUGAUGGGGCCUAUGGGCAUGCCGCUAAGCCCAACGCGUGGGUUUCCAUUGGAGCAAGGCAUGCAGCAGGGAAUGCACUCGCCGAUGCGACAACUGAGCGUUAGCCCCUCGGGAAGCGGGCACUUCAUGUUCCAGGAGUUCAGAAAGACUUAUUCUGAGCAGGAGAUGCAGCGGGUGGCCAUGGGUUACCCCCCGCAGCAGCAGACGGGUGGUACGAUCCACCACCACGGACAGAGCCCCACGAGGGGUAACAUACCGCCGCUCGCGAGCCCGACCGGUUUGGGACACGGUCUGCCCGGUAUGGGCAUGCGCCAGAUGGGGCAAGUCGAACAGCGGAGACCCUCGUACAGCCCGACCAGAGCGUCGUACGAUAUGAACAGAACAAGUCCGAUCGCUAGCGGCUACGUUAUGAACCCCGGGGUCAGCCAGACUAGUCCGAUUCGAACUACCACCAGCCCUCACACUAGCCCCAUCCCUGUCAAAAAGCAGUCCCUGAGAAGGCUGGAGGAAAAACCGCCGCAAACUCCAGAAGCGGCGCACUACCGGAAACUAUUGGUGGAACACCACAGCAAGGAACUGAAUCAGAUCAAGGAGUUACACAACGAGAGACUGACAGAACUUUUCUUCCUUCAAAACGGCCAGAUCAUGAUGGACUACCUGGCCUUUAAGAAGCGAUGUACGCCGAGUCUACUUAAGUUCCUCAAGCAGCACAACUUGGACGAUGAUGAGGAAGAAGAACCAAAAGAGCAGAGAAUCAACGACGAGGUUAAAGUAAUGACAACGAGCGGCAGUAACAUCCCGGUGUGCACGCCCGUGGCCAUCUCCACCCAACUGCCGCCAGAAGUCACCGCUAUCUCACAGCUCAGUCAGCAGCAGCAGCAACAACAACAGCAGGCUCAGUCGCACGUGGAGCUACACGCAGGCAUGCCGGUGGCUACCAACGCUAACAACAUGGAGAUCGAGGCCUUUAGGAGGCAGCAGGUCCAGGCUUCUGCGGAGCCCAGCAGACCGCCGGGCGGCCGGCACGGGAUGGUGUUCCACCCACAGAACCAGGCGCUACAGCAGCAGCUCAUGAGCUCAAUGCAAGGUGGUCUUGUCACAGCCCAACAGCAGCAGCCCACCCCUUUCACCACCCAGCAGCAGCCCCCUCCAUACCCUUCCCCCUUCGGUCCUGCCGUGCCUAACACAACCCCCAUGCACAGUCCUCCCCCCCAGCCCCUGCCCACCCACCCCCCUCUGCAACACCAGCUCAGCCAGCCCCAGCCCUCCACACUCCCACAGGCUGUACCACAGACUCCACCAGGCAUGGUACAGAGAACCAUGUCAGAGCCACAACCACCAACGUUCCAGACUCCCCAGCAGCCCAAGGACUUACCCAAGCCUCUAAAUGUCUCCACGAUGACUCCAGCGUCUGUCACCUCCACCAUCGUCUCCAAGAACACCAAGUCCCCUCUGUCCCCGACGUCCAGCCAGAGACUGCAGACCCGCCACCAGCAUUCCAUCUCACACGUGUACGACACCACCAUAGGCUCACAGGAGGAGAUCGUGGAAAGGGCCAAACAGGAAGCAGCAGUGCAGCAGAGAGUAGCGGAGCUGCGUAAGGAGGGUCUGUGGUCCCAGCGACGACUGCCCAAGGUCCAGGAGCCGCCACGCCCCAAGGCUCACUGGGACUACCUGCUGGAGGAGAUGCAGUGGCUCGCCACUGACUUCGCGCAGGAGAGGAAGUGGAAAAUGGCAGCUGCGAAAAAGCUCGCCAGAGCGGUUGUCCGAUUCCACCAGGAGAGGAAAGCCAAGGAAGUUCGAGCGGAGAAGGAGGAGGCACUACGUCUGAGGAGAAUAGCCUCCAACAUGGCCAAGGAGAUCAAGGCCUUCUGGGCUAACAUUGAAAAAGUUGUGCAAUAUAAGCAGCAUUCACGUCUGGAGGAGCAGCGUAAGAAAGCGUUGGAUCUCCAGCUGAACUUCAUCGUGGACCAGACAGAGAAAUACUCCUCCUGGCUGACUCAGGGGCUGAAGGAAGACUCGUCCUUACAGGGUUCAGCAGCCUCUAGUCCUGGCAGGGACACAGCACUGGGGGAGGAUGAUGAGUUUGAGCCUGAUGAUGAGAGUGAUGAUGAGGAGACUCUGGACCAGGAAGAGGAGGCAGAUGAGCAGGAGGAUGUAGAUGAAGAGGUUGCGCUCCUGCAGCAGGAGAGUGAAGUCCCGCUGGAGGAUCUCAUCUCCAAACUCCCGCCUGAGAUCCUGGAGAAACCUGCCGAGGCCAUGGAGGUGGACGGCAACUCCAGCAGCGAGGAGGAGGAAGAAGACUCGACCAGAGAAACAGCUGAUGAUGAUGAGUUCAUGCCUUCUGAAGCCUCUGAGGAGGAAGGAGCUGUUGAUGAUGAGGAGACCAUAGAAGAACAAGAAGAGGCUGAGGGGGAGGCAGAUCACGCUGAGGAACUGGACGAUCUUCAGAAAGAAGGUGAGAUGUCCAUGGAAGAACUUAUCAAGAAAUACGGCGGUGCUUACGAAGAAGGGUUCGAGCCCCCUCCCAGUCCACCGGAGUCCAGUCUGGCAGACGAGGAAUAUGAGGAUGAGGAAACUGAAGAAUCUGAAACAGAGGAGCCUAGUGAUGAAGAGGAGGAAGAAAUGGCUGACAUCGGGAUGGAAUAUCUCAUCCACGGAGACAAGGAGAACCACCAGCCUCAGGAGGGAUCCUCGACACAACAAGAAGGCAAAGGCCCCAGCAAAGAGAUCACGGACAUUGCAGCUGAUGCCGCGGCCUGCCAGCCCACAGGGUACACGCUAAGUACAACACAGGUGAAGACUCCUGUGCCGUUCUUACUGAAGCACACCCUGCGUGAGUACCAGCACAUCGGGCUGGACUGGCUGGUCACCAUGUACGACAAGAAGCUCAAUGGCAUACUGGCUGAUGAGAUGGGCCUGGGGAAAACUAUCCAGACUAUUGCUCUGUUCGGACAUCUCGCCUGUGAUAAAGGUAUCUGGGGUCCCCAUCUCAUCGUGGUUCCCACCAGCGUCAUGCUGAACUGGGAGAUGGAGUUCAAAAAGUGGUGCCCUGCCUUCAAAAUCCUCACCUACUACGGAAACCAGAAGGAGCGCAAGCAGAAACGCCAGGGCUGGACCAAACCCAACUCCUUCCACGUGUGCAUCACCUCCUACAAGCUUGUCAUCCAGGACCACCAGUCUUUUAGACGGAAGAAGUGGAAGUACCUUGUCCUAGACGAGGCUCAGAACAUCAAGAACUUCAAGUCUCAGCGCUGGCAGACUCUGCUGAACUUCCAGAGCCAGCGUCGCCUGCUGUUAACCGGAACACCGCUGCAGAACAACCUGAUGGAGCUGUGGUCGCUGAUGCACUUCCUGAUGCCCCACGUGUUCCAGUCCCACCGGGAGUUCAGGGAGUGGUUCUCCAACCCUGUCACUGGCAUGAUCGAGGGGAACACGGAGUACAACGAGGGACUCAUUCGCAGACUACACAAGGUGCUAAGACCGUUCCUCCUGAGGAGACUAAAACAAGAUGUGGAAAAGCAGCUGCCCAACAAGUACGAACAUGUGGUGACCUGCCGCCUGUCCAAGAGACAAAGGUUCCUCUACGAUGACUUCAUGUCACAAGCCAAAACCAGGGAGACCCUUGCCUCUGGGCACUUCAUGAGUGUGAUCAACAUCCUGAUGCAGCUCAGGAAGGUGUGCAACCACCCCGACCUGUUCGACCCUCGUCCCAUCAUCUCUCCCUUCAACACAGAAGGCAUCUGUUACUACACAGCCUCUCUGGUCCACAGGGUAAUGGAGUAUCACCCACUCCAGCAUGUAAACCUAGGUUACCUGAACCUGUGCCUGUCAGACUUGGAACUGAGUCUCCCUGCCUAUGCUGCUCACCGCGUUAACCAGCUACAAGCCUCCCGACAGCUCAUCGAGGAGAUAGACUCCCAGCCAGACCCCCCUCCCCGCCUACCCCCCAUGAAACUCAGACCCAGCCUGUUUCAGCCUCCCGCGCCCAAGGCAGAGAGUGGAAGGUCCUCACCCCUGGCCCCAGCGGCGGCCCAGUCAAGUCCGCGGGCGUCUCCGGUGGUGUUCUCUGUCGCAGUCAUGCCACCGAGGGUAAAAUCACCUGCUGUAGCGGUGGCAGCGUCACCGGCUAGGGCUUCUCCACCUGUCCAAGUUGUGCAAGCGGCACAGCAGGUUGCUGUCGGCACGGCUGUUCCCGCUGUCACCACAGCUGCCCCGGUACAGCCCAAGGUUGCUGCGUCCCUCACACCAGCGACAGCUGUCACCAUCGUGUCACAGAUGCAGCAGCAACAACAGCAGCAGGUAAAGCAGGGUGUGGCCCAGAUGGUUACCUCGACGACACCGGCUGCUGUGAUCACCACACAGCCACAACAGCUGCCCGGGUUCACUAUUCCAACAUCACUACUGCAGCAGAGACUCAUCUUACAGGGAACACAGAGACUUCCUACAGGUGAGGUAGUGUCGAUUGCCCAGCUGACGCCGGCGACGACCACGGUAGGCGGGGUGAGACAGCCCCUGGUGCCGUCUCAACCAAUCACGGUCCAGAUCCACCAGACUCAGCAGGGCGCGCGACUCACCGUACCCACCGGACAGAUCAGACAGCUGCCGGGAGGGUUUGUACAGAUAAUCCAGACGACCACAGGACACCAGAUCCUGAGGACAGCCAGUCCCAACAUCGUAACCGCUGUCCCACAGUCUCAGGCACAGCUGCUAUCCAGAACUUCUUCACCUGCUACCCAAGGCACAGGUUUAGUAACCCAGACUGUGACAGUACAGAGAGUACCAACUCCACACACACAGAUCGCACAGCAGCCACAAGCUCUCAUAGUACAACAGGCCCAGCAACAACAACCACAGGUCAUCACACUGACCACUGCACACCCGAGACAAGCCCAGACUCCACCCCAACAAGUCAGCAAACCGGCUGUAACCGUCCAACUACCCAAGACUGUCACUGUUACCAGCACGGCUAAACCGAUCGUCAAGAUGGCUCCGCUUACGUCCACGGGAAAUAUCGUGCUAGUCAGUGGCGCGAGCGUUAGCGGGACCAGCGGUGUUUCGACAGCUGGGUUAACAACCACACCUAAAGUGAUCCGUUAUCUUACAGUGUCGGGAGCCCCGGCGGGAGCCGUUCCCGCGCCCGUUGCCACGCCGACCACCGCGCCCGUUGCCAGGACGACGGUCACCACGGUUUCCGCUACCACGGCAACGGUCACGACGACGGUCAGCACUGCGCCGACGGUUUCCACGUCUGUGGUGAAGACCACGGCCACGUCUUCGGUGCAGAAGAAACCAGCAGAGAAGUCACCAUUCCAUCUGGAGUACCUAGAGAAACAAGAGGAAAAGGAACACAAAGAAACCCUGUUGAGAAUAGCAGAAGCCAACCGUUUCCGCUGCUCUGCCAAACCUGUCUACGGCUCGGACCUGGUCAGCAAAGUCUCAGACAUUUUCGACCUGCGGUCGUCCAAGUAUUCCUCCAACACGUGGAGAAGUGUGGGGCUGGUGAACUGUCAUAACAUGUACAGCACACGGAACUACAGCCACCCCGCGGUGUACUGGAGCUCCACUGACGCACUACGGACACUUCUCCCCACCCCGGAACAGAGACUAGAGGAACUCGGCGAACUCAUUGAUAGGUAUGUGUUUGAGGUGCCUCGUGUGUCGGCCCCUCCCAUCACUAUGCACACGUCCCACCCCCCUCCCUCCCUGGUGCAGAGGAGACAGGUUCUGGACUUGGCCCUUCGUCAGGAGGUGGUGCCCCGCCUGCGCUGUUACCACCGUGUGGAGAGGGGCAUGCUCACCCAGUUCCCGGACCCUCGACUUGUGCAGUAUGAUUGUGGAAAGCUUCAGAGACUAGACAAGCUGCUUCGCCAGCUGAAGCAGGGCCAGCAUCGGGUGCUGAUCUUCACCCAGAUGACCCGCAUGCUGGACGUGUUGGAGCGCUUCCUCAACUAUCACGGCCACAUCUACCUCAGGCUGGACGGGACCACCAGGAUAGAGCAGAGACAGGCUCUGAUGGAGAGGUUCAAUGCGGACUAUCGUAUCUUCGUGUUCAUCCUGUCGACGCGGAGCGGUGGGAUCGGGGUUAACCUGACCGGCGCAGACACAGUUAUCUUCUACGACAGUGACUGGAACCCCACCAUGGACGCUCAGGCACAGGACAGGUGUCACAGGAUCGGGCAGACACGAGACGUCAACAUCUACAGACUGGUGAGUGAGAGAACAGUGGAAGAAAACAUCCUGAAGAAGGCAAACCAGAAAAGACUUCUUGUCGACGUCUCCAUCGAAGGGGGCAACUUCACCACUGCUUUCUUCAAAGAGACCAGCCUGAAGGAGCUGUUUGAUAUGAACCCAGAGGAAGAGAGGGCACAGCUCCAGGCCAGAAGACUCCAGGAGACCUCACCCAGUCCCGUCCCUCCCAAGGACCCCAAGAUGUCACAGGCCAUGCUGGAACAGGCGCUGGCAAAAGCAGAGGACGACACGGACGUCCAGGCGGCCAAGCUGGCGAGCGCGGAGGCAGCGGCGGAACUGGCGGAGUUUAACGAGACGAUUCCGCUGGACGAAGACGGGGAGAACAGCCGGCCAUCGCAGCAGGAGGAGGUGUCCAAGGUGGAGGAGGAACUCGCACAGCUCGACGAUCAGCUGUCUCCUAUUGAGAAGUAUGCUGUGAUGUUCCUGGAGAGAUCCCUGGCUCCGUUCUCCACAGAACAGCUCAAAGUGGCUGCAGAACAGGUGGAGGCUGCGAAGAAGGACUGGGAGCUGGGCCGUCUGCAGGCCCUGAAGGAGGAGGAAGAGAGACGAGCGGAGAUGGAGGACGACGAGGUCCUCUUCACCUACUCACAAGACGACGCCAAAAACCAGGUGCAUAAGUCAGGCAAGAAGCGCAAACUCGCCAGCGCAAGGGACUCCCCUGACAGCAGGGGGAGCGGCAGCAACCUUAAGAAAAAGCUCCACCCUAACGCAGCGAGCAAGUCGGUUAAAAACAACACCGUCCACAAGAGUAGUAGUACUAGGGAUCAUCGCGUGAAAAACGCCGCCGCUACAGCGGUGGCGAAAACAACUUCAACGCCUAACCAAGAGAAACCAAAAUUGCCUCCUUUGGCUGUUGACGGUGUUUACCUCUGUGACAUCACCAAGGAGAAGAUGCCGCUGUGGUCGCCGCCCACCCCACCCCAGGAUGAGAAUGACGUGUACAUGGACCCUUCACACAACUUCCUGUACCACCCAGCCACCAUAUCCGAGUCCCAGCUGCCUCCCAUCUACGUCAAGAAGGACCACAAGAGGGUCAGGCUAGACCCACAUGCAGCUCGGAAGCACAAGGUUCGUCGUGGCGAACACCAGCCCCCGCCGCGCUCGCUGUUCGACCGCCCGACGGCCGCUCUGCUGAAGAUGCGUCGCGAGGCCAAACAACAGAAACUGAAGGGUCUGAUCCGCCCCAUGAAGCCUGUUCCUGUCGUGAACAGACCCAUGAUCGACACUAACCAGGACCAUCCGGAGUGGCUUAUCAACGAAGACUGGGCACUGCUCACGGCUGUUCAGCAGAUGCUGGAACUCCCCCUGAACCUGAUGGUGGUAUCUCCCGCCCACACCCCUAACUGGGAGCUGGUGAGUGACGUGGUGAACAGUGUCAGCCGCUCCUACCGCUCACCCAAACAGUGCAAGAACCGCUACGAGAGCGUCAUAGUGCCACGGGAGGAGGGCAAGAUCUUGUAUGACACCAACCCAAGCAAGAAACAAAAGAAGUCCAAAGGCAUCUACAGGACGAAGAACAACCGGCCGAUGAGAACGAGCCAGCUGCACGCGAAUGACAACAACGCGGAACACUCGCGUGUCUUCUCCGAGAAGUUUGAUCUGAUGAAACUCAUGUCCACCAAACGCUCGCCCACUCUCAAGCAAGUGCUGGUGAACCCAUUCCAGAAGAACCCAAAACAUGCCUCCGUCUUGCAGGAAAGUGGCAUCAACUACGACAAGCCGCUGCCUCCGGUGCAAGUGGCUCAGAUGAGGGCAGAGCGUAUCGCUCGGGAAAAGAGACAACAGCAGCAGCAGCAACAGCAACAACAACAGCAACAACAACAACAACAAGCCCAGGCUGCCGCCACUGCGGAACAGCAGCGACAGCAGCUGGUGGCUGUUGCCCAGCAACAACAGAGGACUGUCACCGUCGCACAGCCAGUUGCCACGGCAACUACAGCAACUGUCAUGCAGUCCGGCCAGGUGAAUAAGAUCGCUGUGGGCACCACGAGUCUGACGGCUGUAACCAUGGCAAAGGGCAGUACAACCAGCCUAGUGGUGAACCCUGCAGGGGGUCUGAACGCCAACACCUUCGCUUCCAUCAACAAACGCAUGAGCCUCAGUCAGCAGGGAGUCGCCACUCCUGGCACCAUCACAACAAUCUCCACCCCGGUGCGUACCACCACCCGUCCGGCCACCACAACGGAGGUAGCAGCCGUGCUGGCCAGCCAGGGCCGAGUGACCGUGGCCACCACUGCGCUGACCAACAUCACCACGCUGACCAGCGUCCAGGCACAACCUGUCACUGUGGCAGCCACUGUCGUGUCAGCAGGUACAGGACAGCAGGUUGUUGGCACCACGACGGUCCCGAAGGCCAACCUGACGCCGCAGCAGAUCGCCUACCUGCAGCAGAGACAGCUGCAGCUGCGCGCGCAGCAACAGGCGCAGCAGGUGCAGGGGGCGGGGCAGACGCUCAGCCAGGCGCAGCUCAAGCAGGUGCAACAGAGACUGCAGCAACAGCAGAUCAAGCGACUGCAGCAGCAGCAGCAAGCUGCCCAGCAGGCGGGUCUGAAGACCAGCGGCGGCGCUGUCCAGACAGGCGUGGUGCAGGCACAGGUACAGCAGACUGCACAGCAAAGGGUUCAGGCCCAGAAGCAGGUGGUGAAACCCGUGACUCGCACCAUGUCAGAGAUGGAGGUUCAGGCUCUCAUCAAGAGGCAACAGCUUCAGCAGAAACAGGCUCAAGCACAGGCACAGAGUCAGGCUGCUGUACAGGGAGUGCAGGCUACCCCCGUUGCCCAGCUAGCCUUCACCAAAGCGUCAGUGCCUGUGUCGUCCCUGCCUGUGACAGGAGCCGGGGUGACGGUCAGCACAGUUAACGUGGGGGGAGUCAGUGUCAGCCUCACACAGCCAACCAGGGCGCAGCAGGCGAAGGGUACUUUGCAGCAGCAGCCGACGCAGACACAGAUCCGCAGUCUCCAGCUGCAGCAGCAGCUUCUGGCAAAACACAGGCAGCAGCAGCAACAACAGCAGCAGAAGGUCGCAUUUGCUGCAGCAGCACAGGUCCAGGCUCAGGCCCAAGCUCAGGCCCAACAACAGCAGGUCCAGGCUAAACUGAUGAGUGCUCAGCUGGCACAGCAGCAGAAACAACAGCAGGCAGCACAACAGCACCAGCAAGUCAGCGUGAAGGUCCAGCCUGCAGCCACAGUGACUGCAGUCGCCCAGCAGCUCGGUUCUCCCACCACUCUGCAGCUGGCCUCUCCACCGCAGCAGUCACCUCAGCAGCCGCAGCAACUGCAGCAGACUGUCACUCUCACACAGGCCAUACCUACACAGGUCCAGGUGAGUCGAGCAGGUACAGUCCAGGGCCUGGUGACUCCUGCCCACCCCGGUCUGCAGCAGCCUGGCACGGUCUCACCCCAGGACUCAGCACAGCAGCAACCUGGCUCUGCACAGCAGGGGGCUGCAGGCAACAAGUCAUCACCCUACACCAUGAGGCUUAGGAACCCUCCUAAACACUGAGAGCAUCUGUGUGGUCUCAGAACAACUGUGUGCCCCUCUCCCCAAAAAAAGUUUAGGGUAUAUAGUUUCCUGUACACAAUAGUGCAAAUGAAUCCUUUCAAAUACCAAAAGCAGCAAGGUCUCACCUUACACCAUGACGCUUAAUUAUGAACCCUCCCAAACAUUGAUCACUACUGUGUGCCCCCCUCCCCCGAAAACUGAACUGAACUGUGUGCCCCCACUACAAGGCUCGCCAAACUGCACAGAACUGUACCCCCCCCAAAACUGACCUGAACUGUGCGUACCCCUCACCUGCAAAUAGUCCCCAUUGUACACUAUACCUGUAGUGUGAAGAAACCUACUGAAAAUAUUAGCAGAACCCUCUAAACAUUGAAAACAACUGUCCUUAGAAUUAGAUACACUAGACAACAUUUUCUUGAAGCUUCUAGAGCACUGUCGCUUGUACGAACAAAGCUAAAAAAAAAACCUCAAAGUUGUCAACCUUCAUAACACAUUAUUAAACAAUCAAGGUCAACUGCGUGAUCAUUUCAUCAUGUUUUCUGUGCUGAACAAAAAUCUAGUCAUACCCUUCAAAAAGGAACAAUGCCAUAUACUUAGGCCACAGCAACUUACUUACAUUGUACUCUAACUUGUGAUCUGUCUUUGAAUCAAACUCUUCAAAGACUCUUGCUUUGUACCCUCAUAUGGUCUGUAUGUUAUUGUGUUCAUUUGUGGUGCUACUGCUGUAUAUUGCGUCUACUAGUUUUGAAAGUAUCUACCAAAAAGUAUUUUCAAUUGUCUGAUAUAGGAGAGAAUUUGUGAUGAGUGUAUGAUAGUAUUGACACAUGUACAGAGUUUUUCAGAGCUAGUGGACGUGCCGUUAUGUUGACUAAACAAAAGCAGAAUCUACCAUCAUAGUAAAGAAGAGCUAUAAUAGCUGUAGUGAAUAUAAGAUUCUGAGAAAAAAAACAUAAGAAUAGAUUGUGUAUCUUCAGUUUGUUGUUUGUUGAAAAGUCAGUGCUUGUAAAUAAACCUAGAAUUUGUUUUGUUGUGCAGCUGUUAAGAUUGUUCCAGACCUACCAUGUAUACACUUAUAUUAAUAUUAGUACUUUCAGGCGUUUUUGUCCAUGUUAAAAACACCUUUAAGUCAACUUCUGUAAAAAAAAAUAAUGGCACUUGAGGACUCGAUCUGUGUAAAUUCUUCCACCUCAAGAAGUCAUAAGCUCAUUUCUUCUCAGUCCUUGUAAAUAUCUUAAGAUUACAUCUAAGAUACUGGAGCUUAAGGCUCUACCUAAGUUAGAGUCUCUCUAGUGUUAAGUAAAGAAUGAGGUAUGGUGUGGGAGUUCUGAGUUUCCCGUUUAACUGUGUAAAUACAUGUACCCGUGUGUAUCUUUUUGUUGGAUGGAAUAAAUAUGACCUCAUUA